Molecule: messenger RNA, 480 nt
Organism: Entamoeba invadens IP1
Lineage: Eukaryota; Evosea; Mastigamoebida; Endamoebidae
Product: vacuolar ATP synthase subunit G, putative
Exons: 2
Coding region: 1-480 (159 amino acids)
Biological process (GO): proton transmembrane transport
Cellular component (GO): vacuolar proton-transporting V-type ATPase complex
Molecular function (GO): proton-transporting ATPase activity, rotational mechanism
Source: RefSeq, a predicted model, not a curated record
AUGAACAAUAACAAACCUGCUACAUAUUUGGGCUACGGACACCGAACUCACCAUACAAAAAUGAGCCCAAGAAAAAACAAACAGAAAAACGUCCAAAAGGAGAAAAAAACAACAAGAAGAAAACUAAAAAGUGGAAUGAGCCGUAAAGAAGGACAGAACGAAGAUAGCAAUGCUGGGUUGAAAAUGUUGAUGGAAGCCGAAGAAGAGGCCAAAAAGGUGAUAGAGAUGGCCAAAGCUGAAAAAGUACAAAAACUCGCUCAAUCGCGUGAGGAAGCCAAAGCGCGCGUCGCAAAGAUGCGCGCAGAGAAAGACGACGAAUUUAAGAAAUAUUUGGAGACACAUAACACUGACCUCGACGCACAAACCCAAUCCCUUCAAGUCGAAACGGCUCAGAAGAUACAACUCAUCGCUUCCGAUUUCGAAAAGAACAAAGAGGAGGCCGCCAAUAUGCUUACUGCAAUAGUCCUCAACGUCCAAUAA